UUCUCACUACUUUUCAAAUUCUUUCUUUUCACACAAAAAUAUCAAUUAUCUUGAAAUUUUCAAUACCAAAUAUAUAUUAUUUAGAAAUAUAACUACUAGUACUUUUUGUCUUAGUAUUCUUCUUCCAUAUAUGAAGCCAAUUCAUUCCCUCUAAACAUACAUACAUACAUAUAAGAGCUUAAUGCAAUGCAUUUCAUAGCAUAUAGCAAUAAAUUGAAUUCAAAUGAUGAAAAAGUAUAAUAAUUAGCAUAGCCUAAAAUGAAUUCAUAUGGAUGGUUUUAAGAGUUUCUAGGGAUUGUCAUUGGUUUGCUGGAAUUCUUCCUUCGUGAAAAGUUUUGUAUGAGUUUGGUUUUGCGGACAGUGUUCAUCUUACACUCAGUUGCGUUAUCAAUAAAAUUUAGCAGUUUCAAAAAAAAAAAUUAGCAUAAAGUUGCAUGUACCAUAUGGAAGGUGUAUUUUCUCUUCCUAUAGCCGUCAGAACUGAAUUUAUUCAUACUCUAAUGCAAUCACUUGGAGGAUGUUGUUACAUUUGUCUUUGGGCAUAUAAUACCAUAUUACCAAAUCGUUUGUCCUUCUUGGAUGGUUUCUACAAUGUGCUAAACAAUCAAAUUCCAAGUUCUUCUUUGGGAAGUGUAGCACAACAGCUUUUUAAUCAAUACAGAAUUUUAUCAUUUGAUGUCAAUGAUGAUUGUGUUCCUGGACUAGCUUUUAGGAAUCAACAACCGUACCUCGAGCUGCAACAAUUGGAACUUUUUGCACUGUCUACAACAGAAAUACAGACACAAUUCUAUCAGGAAGCAAGAAUUAAGACUGCUGUUUUCAUGGGGUGCAACAAAGGAGAAAUUGAGCUUGGUUUCUUAAAUAUGUCUCAAGUUGAUAUUCAAACAGCACUUAGUAGUUUAUUUCCUGAAGAUUUUUCAAGACAAACACAACAAAUUAUUGAUCAAAAUACUAAUCCACCUUCAUCAUCUUCAUCUUCAAUGAGAUCACUAUCAGCAGCAGGUAGUCCUGAAUAUUCAUCUCUCAUAUUCAACAAUAUUCCAACUGGAAGAACUUCUCCAUCUCAAUUUCCACCUGAUCAUACACAUCUUGGAGGAUCAAUAAUCCCUCCAAUGAGACCUAUUUCAAACACACUACCCCUUCAACUUCAACAUCAACAAUUUCCUCAAAUCACACCAACACAAUUGUUCUCUACAACACAAAUGAAUCAUCAAAAUGAUGCAAUAAUGAGAGCAAUACAAAAUGUUAUAUCUACACCCCCCUCUCAACGAAACUUGCAUGGAGUUCAUCAAGAAGCUAGUGCAUUUGGAAGGUAUAGAAAUGAUAAAAGUCCUAAUAUAGGGUCAAAUUUUAGAAGACAAAGUUUGAUGAAGAGAUCAUUUUCAUUCUUUAGAAACUUGAAUUUGAUGAGAUUGAGAGAUCGGAGUACUCAAGCGAUGCGUCCUUCGAGUAAUCAACUUCAUCAUAUGAUAUCUGAGAGACGGAGGCGCGAGAAGCUUAAUGAGAAUUUUCAAGCACUUAGAGCAUUACUUCCUCAAGGAACUAAGAAAGACAAAGCAUCAAUACUAAUAACAGCAAAGGAGACAUUAAGGUCAUUGAUGGCUGAAAUAGACAAACUUAGCAAAAGAAAUCAUGAGUUGAUGUCACAACAAUUGCCAGCAGCCAAUAAAGAAUCAACAAAAACAAAAGAAAUUAUCAAAUUAUCAUCAAAUGAAAGAUUAAACGUGCAAAUUUUGCAUGUACCAGAAUCAAGUUCAUUAGAAGACGAGCCAAUGAUAGUGGAUUUGCAAGUGAAUGUGAUGGGACAAAUUUCUCAAGUUGAUAUGUUGAUUAGAUUAUUGGAAUUCUUAAAUCAAGUUCAACAUGUUAACUUGCUUUCAAUGGAUGCAACAAAUACAAAUAAUGCACAAGGGGAUAAUUCCAUUCAUCAAAUUACAUUCAGGCUAAGGAUUACUCAGGAAUGUGAAUGGGACGAGGAAGCCUUCCAGGAAGCUGUGAGAAGAGUUGUUGCUGACUUGAUGCAUUCCCAAGUGGACUAAAAUCUAUGACUCACAUAAUCACUUUGUAAUUUAAUUAAUUAUUUUUCAGCAGUAUCAAAUCAUACAUGGUAGCUGCAUGGAUGUUUGAUGUGUGAGAUUCUCUGCCUCUCUAAUCAUUGGGCAAUUUAACAAAAAAGAAAUUGGUUUUUAUGUAGUAUGUUUGUAUUGUUUCAUAAUUAAUUAAUUUGUUCUAUUAAGUCUA
Trifolium pratense (red clover) is the source of this 2241-nucleotide messenger RNA. Its product is annotated as putative transcription factor bHLH041. The record is from RefSeq and is a predicted model, not a curated record. Bases 435 to 2039 code for a protein of 534 amino acids. Lineage: Eukaryota; Viridiplantae; Streptophyta; Magnoliopsida; Fabales; Fabaceae. The transcript has 7 exons. Gene Ontology annotation, molecular function: protein dimerization activity.